Drosophila ficusphila is the source of this 6614-nucleotide messenger RNA. RefSeq names its product phospholipid-transporting ATPase ABCA3 (gene Abca3). The record is from RefSeq and is a predicted model, not a curated record. Gene Ontology annotation, biological process: lipid transport; transmembrane transport. The transcript has 13 exons. Gene Ontology annotation, molecular function: ATP hydrolysis activity; ABC-type transporter activity; ATP binding. Gene Ontology annotation, cellular component: membrane; intracellular membrane-bounded organelle. NCBI's taxonomy places the organism in Eukaryota, Metazoa, Arthropoda, Insecta, Diptera, Drosophilidae. The coding region runs from base 440 to 5587 and encodes 1715 amino acids.
UGUUGUUAUUGCCUUGCGGAGUCGUUUCAAUUCAUUUUGUUUGGCAUCACCGGCGACGUUAGAAGUACGACUAAAUAUUUUAUUUUUCCGUGCGUGUGUGUGGUUGGGCAACAGCUGUUUGAGCCCGAAACAAAUCAAAGCAAAUAUGACUGUGCAAAUAUAAACGCACAAAGGGCAACGUAUAAGCAUAAAUAAUUAAUUGAAAUUGCCGCAAGUAGAUUGCCAAUCGAUUAUGCAGUAAUGCCCAUUGCCAAGCAGUCGCGAACUAAUUUUUAUCACUAAGUGGCUCGCACUUAAUCGCACGAGCUGAACUACAAGACAAAUAGAAUUACAACUUCAAUUAUUGCCAGCCAAACGUGAAAAGGGAUCCUAAUUUUAACCGAUUUUAAUGACGAGCUAAUCUAGUAAAAGCCAAAAGCCAAUCGAACAAAGUUACAAGAUGGCAAAGGUGUCAAACUGGAACAAGUUUGUGCUGCUGCUGUGGAAGAAUUGGACCCUCCAAUGGAACCACAAGUGGCAGAUGAUCAUCGAAUUGGUGCUGCCGGCGAUAUUCUCCCUGCUCCUGGUUUUGGUCCGCACCUUGGUCGAUACGGAGCAGAGGGGAAUCACCACCUAUGACCCACAGAAUAUAACAGAUCUCAGUCUGCUGCAACAUUCGUUGCAUAGAACGUCCUACCUUGGCAAACUCAUAGCGCUGAUUGCACCCCGACGGAGGUCGAGCAGUGGCUUGUCGAACUUCAAGUUCACCGUGUGCUACUCGCCCGCCAAUCCGCUGCUACUCAAACUGGUGAAGGAGGCGUGGCAGAAUCUUGGAAUGGAAUGGAACGAUUGCGAAGCAGCAAACGCUGCCGAAUUGGAACUGAAGACGGUCAGUCAGAGUGCCUUCGCGGGCAUUCAGUUCGAUGAUGCCUGGGCGACUCUUCCGGAGGACGGUCCUCUGCCGGAUGACUUUCACUUCGCCCUGCGCUUCCCAUCGGAGCUGCGAACGGCCACAAUGGCCAUUGCGAAUACGUGGCUGACCAUGCGGCUCUUUCCCACGAUCGAUCUCACGGGUCCGCGAAACGAGGCCGAUCAAGAUGGUGGCAUACCGGUGGGCUACCUGCGCGAGGGCUUCCUGCCCCUGCAGCACAGCCUUUCGAUGGCGUACAUCAGGCAAAAGUCGGGCGAACUUGCUCUGCCGGAUGUGAAGAUGCAGCGCUAUCCGUACCCGGAAUACAUCUAUGAUCCCCUGCUCGAGGGCAUGUCCUCAAUAAUGUCGUUGAUUAUACUGCUCAGCUUCAUUUAUCCCUGCACGUACAUCACCAAGUUCAUUACCGCCGAGAAGGAGAAGCAGCUCAAGGAGGUGAUGAAGAUCAUGGGACUGAGCAACUGGCUGCACUGGACCGCUUGGUUUGUCAAGUCCUUCAUCAUGCUUACCAUAUCGGCCAUUCUGAUUGCCAUUCUGGUCAAGAUCCGGUGGCAGGAGAAUGUGGCAGUGCUAACGCACGCGAGUUUUACCGCCUUGGUCUUCUUCCUGAUCAUCUACAUCGUCGCGAGCAUCUGUUUCUGCUUCAUGAUGGCCACCUUCUUCUCGAGAGCGAGCACAGCGGCCGCCGUCACGGGUUUGAUCUGGUUCAUCGCCUACAUUCCGUACUCGUUCACCAUAAACACCUACGAUGACCUGAGUUUGUCGGCCAAGUUGGGCUGGAGUCUGAUCUCGAACACGGCCAUGGGUUUUGGCAUCAAGCUGAUACUGGGCUUCGAGGGCACCGGCGAGGGUCUGCAGUGGAGCAACUUCUUCACGCCCGUCUCCGUGGACGACACCCUGACCCUCGGUGCCGUGAUGAUCAUGAUGCUCGUUUCCUGUGUGAUUUACAUGACCAUUUGCCUGUAUGUGGAGCAAGUGCUGCCGGGCAGCUUCGGCGUGCCGCGUCCCUGGAACUUCCCCUUCACCCGGGAGUUUUGGUGCGGCGAGAGGGAGUACAUGGGCGUGGAGGACAUGCCCAAUGGGCAGGUGGAGCAGCGGGAUCCCAAGGCCUUCGAAACGGAACCGGAGGGCAAGCACAUCGGCCUGCAGAUGCGGCACCUCAAGAAGCGAUUCGGGGACAAGAUGGUGGUGAAGGGUCUCUCCAUGAAUAUGUUCGAGGACGAGAUUACGGUCCUGCUGGGACACAAUGGAGCCGGCAAGACCACCACCAUAUCGAUGCUGACGGGCAUGUUCCCUCCAACGAGCGGAACAGCGAUCAUAAAUGGCAGCGACAUACGCACCAAUAUCGAAGGAGCCCGCAUGUCGCUGGGCAUCUGUCCGCAGCACAAUGUACUCUUCGACGAGAUGAGUGUGUCGAACCACAUUCGAUUCUUCAGCCGAAUGAAGGGACUGCGCGGCAAGGCCGUCGAACAGGAGGUGGCCAAGUACCUAAAGAUGAUCGAGCUGGAGGACAAGGCGAAUGUGGCCUCGUCGAAGCUCUCCGGCGGCAUGAAGCGCAAACUCUCUGUUUGCUGUGCCCUCUGCGGCGACACAAAGGUGGUGCUGUGCGAUGAGCCCAGUUCCGGAAUGGAUCCGUCGGCCAGGCGACAGCUGUGGGAUCUCCUGCAGCAGGAGAAGGUGGGACGCACCCUACUGCUGACCACUCACUUUAUGGACGAGGCCGAUGUGCUGGGCGAUCGGAUUGCCAUCAUGUGCGACGGCGAACUCAAGUGCCACGGAACCUCCUUCUUCCUGAAGAAACAAUAUGGAUCGGGUUACCGUUUGAUCUGUGUGAAGCGCGACGACUGCGAGACGAAUGAGGUGACUGCCCUGUUGAACAAAUACAUACCAGGCUUGAAGCCCGAGUGCGAUAUUGGUGCGGAGCUGUCCUACCAACUGCCCGAUAGCGCCUCUGCCAAGUUCGAGGAGAUGUUUGGCCAGCUGGAGGAACAGUCGCAGGAACUGCAUCUGAAUGGCUAUGGCGUGGGCAUCACCUCGAUGGAGGAGGUGUUCAUGAAGGUCGGCGCCGAAAAGGACAGCACCGGCAACCUGAAGGACCAAAGUGAGAUUAUGAACGGCGGCAGCGGCUUCCGUGGCGAGGAUGACAACGAAUCCGUACAGUCCGAUGGCAUCUUCUCGGAGAAUCGCCGCCUGCUCCAGGGACUCCAACUGCUGUCGAAUCAAUGGAAGGCCAUGCUGCUCAAGAAGUUCCUCUAUACGUGGCGCAACAAGUUGCUGCUGCUGAUCCAGAACAUAAUGCCGGUGUUUUUCGUGGUCGUCACUAUCCUGAUCAUCGAAACGCAGGGUACUUUCAUGGAGCUGAAGCCCAUCACCAUGUCGUUGACCCAAUAUCCCCUGGCUGUGACCGUUUUGGAUCGUUCCAAUGUUAAGACCGAUGUGAACAGCAUUGAGAUAGCAAACAAAUACGAGGAGCUGGCCCAAUCGUAUGGUAGCAACUACGCUCUGGAAGUUACUGGCAACCAAAGCUUCACUGACUAUAUUUUGGAGCUGGGAAAAACGAUCCAGGUGCGCAUCAACUCGCGCUAUUUGGUGGCUGCCAGUGUGAAUGAAUCGGGGAUCAUUGCCUGGCUGAACAAUCAGGCCUUGCACACGGCUCCGCUGACCGUCAACAUGGUGCACAAUGCGAUUGCCAAGCAGCUGAUGGGCGACAAGGUGGCCAUCCAGGUGACGAACGCACCAUUGCCCUACACCACCAGCACUCUGCUCUCGCAGCUGAGCACGGGCAACAACUUGGGCACCCAGCUGGCCUCCAAUCUGUGCUUCUGCAUGUGCUUCGUCAGCUCGAUCUACAUCCUGUUCCUGAUCAAGGAGCGCGAGUCCAGGGCCAAGUUACUGCAGUUCGUGGGCGGCGUGAAGGUGUGGACCUUCUGGUUGACGCAGUUCAUCUGUGAUUUCGCCACCUACAUUGUUACGGCUCUGAUCGUUGUGAUCACGAUCGUCUGCUUCCAGGAGCCCGGGCUGUCCAGCUUUGGGGAACUGGGCAGAUACUUCCUGCUGCUGUUGCUCUUUGGCUUCGCCGUGCUGCCCUUUAUCUAUAUAAUGUCGCUGUUCUUUAAGGAGCCGGCAACUGGUUUUGCCCGGGUCUCCAUUGUCAACAUCUUUUGCGGGAUGGCUCUGUUCAUUGUGGUUGUGGUGAUGUCCUCGGAGUUCUUCGACACCAAGGACACGGCGGAUAUUCUGGGCUGGAUCUUCCGCAUCUUUCCGCACUUUUCGCUGGCCAUGGGUUUGAACAAGGUCUACACGAAUACGGCAACGAGGAAUGCCUGCGCCAAGGCAGGAGCGCUCCCACCCAUUCUGCUCUGCGAAUUGGUGCCACAGUGCUGCAACAUAAAACCCUUCUUUGCUUGGGAAGAGCCGGGCGUUUUGCCCGAGACCCUCUACAUGACGGUCACCGGCAUUGUUUUCUUCCUCGUCAUCAUUGUGCUGGAGUUUAGAUUGAUCAACGAGCUGAUGUUCAAGAUCCGUCAAAUGAUGACUAAACCACCGCCGCCACCACCAGAGGGUCACUUGGAUGACGACGUGGCCAACGAAAGGCAGCGAAUCCUGCACAUGUCCUCCGAUGAGCUGGUGACCAAGAAUCUGGUGCUGGAUCGGGUCACCAAGUACUACGGUCAGUUCCUGGCCGUCAAUCAGGUGUCGCUCUGCGUACAGGAAGUCGAAUGCUUUGGGCUGCUGGGCGUGAACGGAGCGGGCAAAACGACCACGUUUAAGAUGAUGACCGGCGACGAGCGGAUCAGCUCGGGUGCCGCUUACGUUCAAGGUCUGAGCCUCGAAUCGAACAUGAACAGCAUUUACAAGAUGAUCGGCUACUGUCCGCAGUUCGAUGCCUUGCUGGACGAUCUGACGGGUCGCGAGGUGCUGCGCAUUUUCUGCAUGCUACGAGGUGUGCAGGAGUCGCGCAUCCGUCAGUUGUCCGAGGACCUGGCCAAAUCCUUUGGCUUCAUGAAGCACAUCGAUAAGCAGACGCACGCAUAUAGUGGCGGUAAUAAGCGAAAGCUUAGCACGGCCAUUGCUGUGAUCGGAAGUCCGUCCGUGAUUUACCUAGACGAACCCACCACCGGCAUGGAUCCGGCGGCCAGGCGCCAACUGUGGAAUAUGGUCUGUCGCAUCCGGGACUCGGGUAAAUCCAUCGUGCUAACAUCGCACAGCAUGGAGGAGUGCGAGGCGCUGUGCACGCGAUUGGCCAUCAUGGUGAACGGGGAGUUCAAGUGCAUUGGCUCCACGCAGCACCUGAAGAACAAGUUCUCCAAGGGCCUGAUCCUCAAGAUCAAGGUGCGUCGCAAUCUGGAGGCGUUGCGGCAGGCGCGAUUGAGCGGCGGUUAUGCGCGGAAUCCAGACGAGCAGACGGUGCCGGCCCAAAUGGCCCAGCAGGACAUCGAUGCCGUCAAGGCGUUUGUGGAGCACGAAUAUCCACACUCCAUUCUCCAGGAGGAGUACCAGGGCAUUUUGACGUUCUACAUUCCAUUGACUGGGGUGAAAUGGUCGCGCAUAUUUGGACUGAUGGAGAGCAAUCGUGACCAGCUGAAUGUGGAGGACUACUCGGUCAGCCAGACGACGCUGGAGGAGAUCUUCCUGGAGUUCGCCAAGUACCAGCGCGAGGAUACGCGCGCCAAUCAGUGAGCUAGCCCCCGAACAAAAGACCCAACACCCAGUUGCUAACACCACCUGGCUUUUAACGGGCUUCUCGCUUCCCGGCCUCAUCUAUCUACCUGUCGCAUCGCACAUCGCCGCAUUGCCAGCACCAAAACAACACAACACGAGCACUGCAGCUUCGCCAAAAAACAACAUCCAGUUUCUCAUACACGACACAUUGCGGAGUAGUCCAUCUGCCAUUUUAUUAUGAAUUUUGUUUAACGAUUUUUUGUUUGUAGUUUUAGUAGCUAACAUCUUUAGUAAUGCGUUAGAUAUCAACUAACCCAGCCACAUGCGUGUAUCCCUUGGUAGCUAACCCGAAACUUUGAGUCCCGAGCUAAUUUUAACCGUGUGUUAUGUUUUUAUCUACUCCCUUUUUGAAACGUUUCCCCAUUGAUAUCCAGCCGCCUUUCCGAACUGAGGAAACUGUGCAAGUGCCUGCUAGCUAAUGAGUAUUGAAACCACUACCUGAACGGAUCCGAAUCAAUCCAAUCCGAUCGAUCCGAUCCGAUCCGAUCCUGACCUGAUCUUACACACUCACAGAUUAAAAAACGUUGUAUAGCAAAGCAACGACGAUGCCUGAACAGCUAACAAAUAGUUUCUAAGCUCGACCUGACAAUAGAUAGCAGCGAUUAUGCCUUUUUCAUUGUGAUCAUCUAGCGAAAUGUACACUAUAACGAAGAGAGUUCUACACAUUGUAUGUUUGCUAUAUAUAUAUAUAUGUAUAUGUAUAGUUAUAUCUGCUUGAAAUGCACGAUAAGUUACCGUGAUCUUUUAGUUUCGUUUAAUAAUUUUAUUUUCGCCCCAAAAGUAUUGAAAAAUAUUCCCAGCGCCCAAAGGAAACGUCUUACAUAUAGAACUAUGUGUAUUUAUUUCGAUGUACUUAGAGCGGCUAACCAAAGCGUGUAAAUAAGUCAAUUUAACUGUGGCACAAACUCUACGGAUACAUAUGAGAAUUUACAAAUUAUGUUAAAUGUAUACUAUACGAUUGAAUUAAAUUUUAUCUAAAUGUAAA